UCGGCAGAGAUGUACACAGCUGAAGAAAUUGGUGGAGGAGAAUACGAAUGCUCUUCAUAAUUUGAAAAAAGCUGAUGAGCCUGCGCCUGUGGGGAAUUAUAAUCAGAGGAAAGAAGAAGAAGAAAAGCUAUUGCUAAAACUCUCUCGGCAGCUGCAGAAACUUGUUCUUGUCUUGGAUCAGGAGAAUGUGACUAUGAAUUACGCAGUGGAUGAGGAACAUCAGAAAGAUCCUCAAACAGAAGACGAAAAUGCAGAAGAGGAUGAGAGUGAAGAUGAAGACAGUAGUGAGGAGGAAGACAGUGAAGAAACAGAUGAUGAUGAUGAGGAUAAAUUGUUGGAUGAUCCAAACGUUAAAGAAUGUAUUGCAGUUGGAAACUUUAAUGCACAGGAGGAAGGGGAUCUCACGUUUACGAAAGGUGAAGUCCUACUUAUACAUGACAAGAAGGCGGAUGGCUGGUGGGUAGCCGAAAACUCAAAAGGGGAAAGAGGCCUCGUCCCUAGGACCUAUCUUGCGGUCCCUGAUGAAGAUGUCGACAGCCAAGAGCAAAGCGAAGAACACGUAGAAGUGGUGGAUGAAACAGCAGAUGGAACUGAAAUUAAAAAAAGAACAGAUCCUCACUGGAGUGCUGUAAGAAAAGCUAUUACAGAGAAUGACACAGUAGAGGUACUGGCAACCAUAGGAGCAGUUCCUGCAGGAUUCCGCCUAUCCACGCUUUUCCAGCUCUUAGAAGAAGACAAUCAGUUUCGAGCCAGUUACUUUUUGCAGCCUGAACUUACUCCAUCACAGUUGGCUUUCAAAGACUUGGUGUGGAACUCUGAAAAAAAUACUAUCUAUCCUAGACCAACUCGAGUAUCCCUGAUUGUAACUUUAUGUAGCUGUAAAAUGAUUCCUCUCCCAGGAGUCAGUAUACAGGUUCUCAGUAGACACGUUCGGUUCUGUCUAUUUGACGGCAAUCGGGUGCUGAGUAACAUUCACACAGUGAGAGCUACGUGGCAACCUAAAAAUCCUCAAACGUGGACCUUUUCUCCAAGGGUAACAGGUAUUUUACCCAGCUUGCUGGAUGGUGACUGUUUUGUCAGGUCCGACUCUCUGUCUUCAGACAUUGGGAUAUUAUUUGAACUUGGCAUCACUUACAUUCGCAAUUCAACGGGCGAAAGAGGAGAGCUAAGCUGUGGCUGGGCAUUUCUGAAGCUUUUUACCUCUAAUGGAAUGCCCGUUCCUUCCAAUGAGAAUGCUGGUCCUGCUUCCGCACCCAGUGCGUGUUCUGCUAAAUUCGUGUGGGAAAAGUGCUCCCCAGACCCAGCGUUCAGGAUGUAUGAGCUGCUAUUAAACGGUGGUACUCCCUAUGAGAGAGGCGUUGAGGUUGACCCAUCAAUAUCAAGAAGAGCAGGCAGUGGUGUUUUUCAUCAGCUUUUGACACUCAAGAAACAGCCUGUGCUUAUAGUGAAACUGAGGUCAUUAAGUGCGCAGUCAAAAGACAUCCUGAAUUUGCUACCAGAAACGUUAAUUGGCAGUAUGUGCUACAUCCAUCUCUUGAUAUUUUAUCGACAAAUACUUGGUGAUGCACUCCUGAAAGACAGAAUAAGCAUGCAAAGCACAGAAUUAAUCUGUAAUCCUAUUUUAGCAACUUUCCCUCAACUCAUGGAUGAACCAGACCUGAUGGACGCACUUCGGAGCGCUUGGGCAGAUAAAGAAAGAACGUUGAAGAGAUCUGAGAAGAGAGAUCGAGAAUUUCUGAAGUCUCUGUUUGUCCUGGUGUACCACGACUCUGUCUUCCCUCUCCUCCAGUCCACCUUCCUCCCUGACUACAAGUGGGCUGAGGAAGAGUCCGAAGCAUCUCGCUGGAAGGCGAUUGCUGACUUUUUGAGAAAGAGCCGAGAGAACGAUGGUGCGCUUCAGUAUCUGCUGUCAUCAGAAAACACUCACAAAGCCUUUGAUAUCUCAGAGCUGGCUUAUGAUUUCUUAGGAGAAUCGAGGAAGAGCAAUCCUGGAGUAUGAGUGGAUUCUAGAAGAAUAAUUCAGGCUAUAUAAGAAUGGGGUAACAAUAUAAAUAAAUUCUUACCAAAGAGAACCUGUGUACUACCUGAACUGUAAUGAACAUUUUAACAUGUUUACCAUUUUGAGAGAGACUAGAAUUAUUUGGUCAGUUUAACUAAUGGAAAUUGUAUUUUAAAUUUUUGACUUUGCAGUGUUAGACAAGGCUGUGGUUACCU
Molecule: messenger RNA, 2214 nt
Organism: Egretta garzetta (little egret)
Lineage: Eukaryota; Metazoa; Chordata; Aves; Pelecaniformes; Ardeidae
Gene: NPHP1
Product: nephrocystin 1
Exons: 20
Coding region: 194-1999 (601 amino acids)
Biological process (GO): protein localization involved in establishment of planar polarity
Cellular component (GO): cytoplasm; cilium
Molecular function (GO): protein binding
Source: RefSeq, a predicted model, not a curated record